Molecule: messenger RNA, 2159 nt
Organism: Cicer arietinum (chickpea)
Lineage: Eukaryota; Viridiplantae; Streptophyta; Magnoliopsida; Fabales; Fabaceae
Product: probable plastidic glucose transporter 1
Biological process (GO): monosaccharide transmembrane transport
Cellular component (GO): membrane
Molecular function (GO): hexose transmembrane transporter activity
Source: RefSeq, a predicted model, not a curated record
UAGUUGAUUUUUGUGAUAUAAUAAGAGAGAGAAUUAUAUUUAAAAUGGUGAGAGAAAAAAGACACGUAGAAGGAUAGAGAGUAUCAUUUGUAUCAUCCGAUGUUGAUGAUCAAGGAUUGAGGGUGCAUUUUAUGUUUUUGAGUUUUCAGUUUUGAAGUAUGAACUCCAUUGAUUUUGUAUCCUCAGCGAUCGUCUCCACUAACUUCAACCCCAAACUUGUUUCCUUCUCCAAACCCAAAAUCAAAAUCAAAAUCAAAACUAAAACCAAGCCUUACUCUCUCAAUUGUUCCCUUCGCCAUUCUAAGCUCAGAGUUUCAGCUACCAUCAAGGAUCAGAAUCCCGAGUCACAGACUCCUAAUGUUUCAGAUCAAGUAACAGAGCAUCCAUUAGAUGAAAAUGGUGGUGCAGGAUUUGACCUUGGAUGGUUGCCUGCUUUUCCUCACGUUCUAGUUGCUUCAAUGUCCAAUUUCACCUUUGGUUAUCAUAUUGGGGUUAUGAAUGGUCCUAUUGUUUCCAUUGCCCGAGAGCUUGGUUUUUCGGGAAACUCAUUCCUUGAGGGACUUGUUGUUAGUAUAUUUGUUGCUGGUGCAUUUAUUGGGAGCAUAAGCACUGGUUCUUUGGUAGACAAACUUGGUUGUCGGCUCACAUUUCAGAUUGAUACCAUACCCUUGAUCAUUGGGGCGUUAAUAAGUGCAAAUGCCCACUCCUUGGAUGAGAUCCUUGGGGGAAGAUUUCUUGUUGGUCUUGGUAUAGGUGUGAAUGCUGUUCUUGUUCCAAUAUAUAUAUCUGAGGUUGCUCCAACAAAAUAUAGGGGUGCCCUUGGGUCCUUGUGUCAAAUUGGCACUUGCCUUGGUAUUAUUGCGUCACUAUCUCUUGGAAUUCCUUCUGAGCAAGAUCCACAUUGGUGGCGGACAAUGCUGUAUAUUGCAAGCAUCCCUGGUUUAAUUGUUGGUCUGGGUAUGCAAUUUGCUGUUGAUAGCCCACGUUGGCUUUGCAAGGCUGGGAGGAUAAAUGAUGCUAAAAAAGUAGUACGGGAGCUAUGGGGUGCAUCUGAAGUUGAGGGGGCAAUUGAAGAGUUCCAGUCUGUCAGCAAGAAUGAUGGCAGUGAUUUGGACAGCAGAUGGUCAGAGAUCUUUGAGCAGCCACAUUCUAGAGUUGCCUUCAUUGGAGGCGCUCUUUUUGUACUUCAGCAGUUUGCAGGCAUAAAUGGAGUUCUUUAUUUUUCAUCAUUGACCUUUCAAGGUGUUGGAAUUCAAAGCAGUGCUUUAGCAAGCUUGCUUGUUGGGCUUACAAACUUUGCAGGUGCACUUUGUGCUUUAUAUUUAAUCGAUAGGGAAGGGAGGCAGAAACUUCUUAUAGGAAGCUACUUAGGAAUGGCAAUUUCUUUGUUUCUUGUGGUCUAUGCUGUCACCUUUCCAUUGGAUGAGCAACUCAGCAACAACUUAUCAAUAUUAGGAACUAUCAUGUAUAUAUUCUCUUUUGCAAUUGGAGCUGGCCCUGUAACUGGCAUUAUUAUACCAGAGCUUAGCAGCACCAGGACACGAGGGAAAAUCAUGGGGUUCAGUUUUUCUACCCAUUGGGUUUGCAACUUUGUGGUGGGAUUAUUCUUCCUUGAGUUGGUGGAGAAGCUUGGAGUUGCACCGGUAUAUGCUAGCUUUGGAGCAGUUUCCCUGUUGGCCGCUGCAUUUGCCCAUUACUUCCUGGUAGAAACCAAGGGGCGCUCUCUAGAAGAAAUUGAACGGUCCUUAAACCCGAAAGCUUAAGCCAGUGAUAAAUAUUACAACAUAUCAAAAUUUUCACUGCGUAUAGAACCAAGGUAAUCAAAACCGGACCAGUCAUUGAAUCGGUGUAGCUAUCAGAUUUGUUUUGAGGUUAAGCAUCAAUAAGAGCAUAACCAAUCAAAAGAACAGGAUGAGGGAGACUCCAUUCAACCUGGGAUCCUCAAAAAAAGCAGCAUGAAUCUGCAUCUCUGAAAUGUAUAGUUAGAUUUUGAUUCUUGAAUAGUUUCCCUGCUGUAUGUAAAUUUGUAGUAUUUCUUCUUUUUUUCCCUUAACUACUAUUGUUGGUUUAUAUGGUAGAAACGAUGUAUCUUGAUUCUUGAACUUGUAUCAAGUGUACCAUUUUGGUAAUAAAGCAACUUUUCUUUUUGGGGUCGUAAA